UGAGCUCACGGUUGGGCUGUGAUGUCAGCGUGUGCGCCGCGGUUCUUGCGCCUCCCCCAGAGCCUCGGACGGAAACGCGAAGCCACUUGGGAUCCGAACGCCUGUUUACACGCGCCACCUCUCGGCGGGAGGCGCUGCUCCGGCGGGUCUUUUUCAGCCUCCGGGACCCGGCCCCUGCCCCGCCCCGUAAUUGUGCGGCGCCCGCUGGCCCGGCCGAUUCCGGCGCAGAGAGGCUGGACUUGUAGGCGCAGCCGCUCCGGAGUUGAGCUGGGCUGAGUGCGGGCCGGCGAAGGCCGGCGGGGACGCGACCAAAGCUAUGCUGGGCAAGGAUUACAUGCUGGCCAUCAUUCUGGUCAACUGCGAUGAUGAUUUGUGGGGGGACCAGAGUCUGGAGGGGGAGCCAGGCCUGCCCCCUGGCUGGAGGAAGAUCCGUGAUGCUGCAGGUACUUACUAUUGGCAUGUACCCAGCGGUAGCACCCAGUGGCAGCGCCCAACCUGGGAGCCAGGAGAUGCAGAGGACCCAGGCACGAGGACGGAGGGAAUCUGGGGACUUCGGCCCCCCAAGGGGAGAUCCUUUUCCAGCCUGGAGAGCUCAUUGGACCGGAGUAACUCUCUGUCCUGGUAUGGUGAAGACUCCUACAUCCAGAGAGUGGAGCCAGGGGCUAAGUGCUUUGCAGUCCGGUCUCUGGGCUGGGUAGAGGUACCUGAAGAGGAUCUGGUACCAGGGAAGAGCAGUAUCGCAGUCAAUAACUGCAUCCAGCAGCUGGCCCAGACCCGCAGUCAGAGCCAGCCCCCAGAUGGUGCCUGGGGCGAGGGCCAGAACAUGCUGAUGAUCCUGAAGAAGGAUGCCAUGAGCCUGGUGAAUCCCCUGGACCGCAGUCUGAUCCACUGCCAGCCUCUGGUGCACAUCCGUGUAUGGGGUGUGGGCAGCUCCAAGGGCCGGGACUUCGCUUUUGUGGCGGGUGAUAAAGACAGCUGUAUGCUCAAGUGCCAUGUGUUUCGCUGUGACGUCCCUGCCAAGGCCAUUGCCAGUGCCCUACAUGGGCUCUGUGCCCAGAUCUUGUCAGAGCGAGUAGGAGUCAGUGGUGAUUCCCCUUGCUGCUCACUAGACCCCAUCACCCCUGAAGACCUGCCUCGGCAAGCUCCAGUUCCCUCAGAAAGGUGGAGAAAGGGGUCAUUGAGAGAGUACCCCGGCCAGCAUGGUGUAUAUAUUUCAGUGGAGCUAUUGGAUGCCGUGAGCCAGGCAGCUCAGACAUACGAGGCACUGUACAUCGGGACCCUGCCAGUCACCAAAGCCAUGGGCAUGGACGUGCUGAACGAGGCCAUUGGUGCUCUCACCACCCGCGGGGACCAGGAUACCUGGGUCCCUGCCAUACUCAGUGUGUCUGACUCUCUCAUGACUGCACAUCCUAUUCAGGCAGAGGCUGGUGCAGAGGAGGAGCCACUGUGGCAGUGCCCUGUGCGCCUUGUGACCUUUAUUGGCGUUGGCCGUGACCCACACACCUUUGGCCUCAUUGCUGACCUGGGCCGUCAGAGCUUCCAGUGUGCGGCCUUCUGGUGCCAGCCCCAUGCAGGGGGACUCUCCGAAGCUGUGCAGGCUGCUUGCAUGGUUCAGUACCAGAAGUGUCUUGUGGCCUCUGCAGCCCGAGGCAAGGCCUGGGGUGCCCAGGCCCGUGCCCGCCUGCGGCUCAAGCGGACCAGCUCUGUGGAUUCCCCAGGAGGUUCCCUGCCCCUUCCCCUGCUCAAAGGAGGGGUUGGGGGUGCAGGGGCAGCCCCACGAAAGCGGGGUGUCUUCUCUUUUCUUGAUGCCUUCCGGCUGAAACCCUCUCUGCUCCACAUGCCCUAAAUUAAUCCAGGAGGACUGGGGAAGGAGGCUCUGGAUGCCCAACUCUACCCCUUCAUUCCCCAGGGGUCUGCAGCUCUCACCCCUUGGAGCCUUCUCUGCCUGCCCCACUGACCCUUGACUACCCUCUAUUUAUUGCCCAAUCUAUUGUUUAUAAGGAUGAUGAGAGGCCGUGCACCACAGCGUAGGCCCAAGGCUCACCUUUCCCUGGGUCCCUGCAUUCCUUGCCCCUGUCCAGCCUGGGACAGUUGGCUCUACCUCAGCAACACUUUAUAGCAAAAUCAGUACAAAUAAAAAUCCCAGUGACUUCACUGGUUUUGAAUGGUA
This is a messenger RNA of Camelus dromedarius (Arabian camel), 2170 nucleotides long. It is a transcript of the gene APBB3, whose product is annotated as amyloid beta precursor protein binding family B member 3. Bases 317 to 1846 code for a protein of 509 amino acids. The transcript is spliced from 12 exons. Gene Ontology annotation, molecular function: transcription factor binding; amyloid-beta binding. Gene Ontology annotation, cellular component: cytoplasm; nucleus. Gene Ontology annotation, biological process: regulation of DNA-templated transcription. Lineage: Eukaryota; Metazoa; Chordata; Mammalia; Artiodactyla; Camelidae. The record is from RefSeq and is a predicted model, not a curated record.